AUGUUACCGCAAUCCAUGUCUCCUCCCUCUCAACCAUCAGGGUUUUAUCCCUCUCAACAGCCUGAAUCUUCUUCCUCUCAAAGUCAACCAAAUCCUCACCUACAAUCUGAAUACCCAAAAUUGUUAGUGGCAUUAUCAGGUGAUUACAACAGUGGUAAAACUUAUUUGAUGAAUAAGUUAGAAAACAAGAAUUUCCAGUCGUCAUAUCAAUAUGCAACACCUGCAUUUGGAUUUAUACAAUCAUCAAUUUCAGAUUAUAUUUAUAUGGAUACUCAAGGUUUGAAAAGAUUAGCAUCAUCUUCACUUGAUUCCGAUAGGGGUACCCUUAGCAUCAAAGAUAUCAAAGCCAUUGAUAAUUUAAUCUCCCAAACUUAUAAAGUUGCAAAUAUUAUUAUUGAAGUAAGAGACACAGGUAACAAUGAAGAUAUUUGCAAUACCCAACAAAGACAUGCCGAGUACCUUCAAGAUAGAAUAACAAGUGAAAACCAAAUCCCUGUUAUGGUUGUUGUUGUCCAUAACUUUAAAAAUUUAAAAACAAUAUCUGAAGUUGAAAGAUACAUUCGUGAUGAUAUUACUAAUCCUGAAAUUGGUGGCCAAUUAACAGUUAGUUCAAAACCUGAAACCAAAGGUUGCAAAUGCAUGUUGAUAGCAUAUUACAUUAUAUUAAAAGUUUUACAAGAUCAAGGUGGUAUUCCAAAAGUUAACUUUUUAAAUAAAAUCAUUCAAAUCAUGGAACAAUCAUUGGGAAGUUAUAUUAAAGAUCCAAAAGUAUCAAAAGAUUCAUUUGUAAGAGUAAAGAAGGAUGAAACAAUUGCAAGUUAUUGGGGUUCUUUUUUUUCCAAAACGGAACCUGAAAAACCUACUCUUGUUGAAACACAUGAAUUUAAAAUUACAAUACAAAAUAACACAAUUAAAUUGAUUAACUCUUCUUUUGAUUUAGAAUUUUAUAAAGAUAGUUGUGGAUUUAAAAGCAUUGAUUAUUCUCCACAAUAUGAUGUAGUUGACAAACCAGAUUUUUUUUCAAUUGUAUAUGAUGCACCAAAUUCAUAUGUACAAUGGCUUUGCUCACAAAAUAAUUCUCACAUAAUUGUUUUUCAAAGUGUAAGAAAAUUCCCAACAUACUUACGUUCUGAUCUUAGAAGAAAUAUUUAUCCAAGAACAUAUGGUAAUAACAAAAAAGAGUUUCAAAUUCCAUCUAAACCAGGGAUUGACUGUGCAAGAUUAUCUGUGACUGCUAAACAUAUAGACGGUGUAGCAUUUGUUUCUCUCGCUAAAGAUAAUAAUGUUAUUGGUGGUUCUCCAUUUCCAAGAAGAUAA
Molecule: messenger RNA, 1317 nt
Organism: Dictyostelium discoideum AX4
Lineage: Eukaryota; Evosea; Eumycetozoa; Dictyosteliales; Dictyosteliaceae
Exons: 4
Coding region: 1-1317 (438 amino acids)
Source: RefSeq, a predicted model, not a curated record